Molecule: messenger RNA, 1701 nt
Organism: Naegleria fowleri
Lineage: Eukaryota; Heterolobosea; Eutetramitea; Acrasida; Naegleriidae
Exons: 3
Coding region: 1-1701 (566 amino acids)
Biological process (GO): mismatch repair
Cellular component (GO): mismatch repair complex
Molecular function (GO): ATP-dependent DNA damage sensor activity; ATP hydrolysis activity; ATP binding
Source: RefSeq, a predicted model, not a curated record
AUGAUUAAAAAGCUUUCCCUUGAGCAGGAACAUCUCAUUAGAAGCGGUGUUCAAUGCUCCUCGGUUAAAGAAAUUGUGAUGCGGCUUAUUGAAAACUCUUUGGAAGCCAAGGCGACAGAUAUUUCAGUAACAUUAAAAACACAACCAGAAUUUAUGUUGGAGGUCCGAGAUAACGGUGAGGGUAUCUUGUUUGCUGAUAUGAAACAUAUUGGAGACUCCAGAUAUCGGCCAAACUUCCCAAAAGCUUUUAAAAAAGUAUUUACAGACUCGAAAUCAUCAGGUCUUCAGGAUUAUACAACAUGGAAUCAUGGCAAUUCGGGAACCAUCGUAUCUUGCUCAAACGUGUUUUACAACUUUCCAGUGAGAAGGAAAGCCCUUGCUCAUGACCCUUCCCACACAAUAACUGAGGUUAUAGAGAGCGUUAAACAGCGAUCGUUUACUUCAUUGCACACAAGUUUUUGUGUGGUUGUGAACGAUCAGAUCGUUGCAAACACCAAGAUAUCCCUCGUUUCUGCAAAUUCCAAUCCAGGACAAGCUCUCCUCGAGAGAUUUGAACAUUUUCAUGGAAAGCGACGAAAUGCAGUAAUUCUUUCUGGCAAUGUGUUUGAUCAAGUGACCAUAUCAGGAUUCUCUGCUCCUUCACAUUCUCGAUGUAUUCAGUAUGCAUUUGUGAACAACAUGGCGUUGGAGGUUGAAAAAUUAGUCAAAGCUGAGGAAUUUUGUUUGGACUUUGUUCUAAUUUCAGAAAGCGCUGCUUCGCUUGACAUUUCAUUAAUUUAUCAAUCACUAAGAAAUGCAUUAUUUUACUGCAAGGUGGGACCUAUUUCCGAGAAGGCACUUUCAGAAAAGUUGAUUGAUAUGGAAAAUGAAGAGAAAGAGUUUAAACCCACAAAAUUGGGCUUGUUUGACAAGCUCUAUGGAUGUGCAAACAAACAGGCAAUACCCAACAACAAUCCAAAGAAAGCUAUUAGAGAACUCAUAGAGCAAGCGAAAAAUGUUAACAGAGGGAAUGUGGUUGGAAGUAACACUUCUUGCAAAGAGAACCUCCGGCUUGCAAAAUUAAAGUAUACCAAGAAUGAAGAUUCAGCAUUCAGAUUCAAUAAGGAGCAUCUUUCCAGAAUGAAAGUGAUCAAACAGAUUGAAAACAAAUUCAUUACUGCUCAAUUACAAGUUGGGGAUAGUACCUUAAUCGUGGCUAUCGAUCAGCAUGCCGCGGAUGAAAGGGUCCGACUUGAGAACUUUGAAAAAGUCAUGUUAGAUCCUAUCCAGAAGAGACCAGGACCAAAUAUUUGUUCCGUGCAAUAUUCACAAAUAAUCUUCAUCGACCCGGACAAAGUUCAAGGCCUUAUUUCGAAUUUUCAAAGAAAACUUGAAACGUGGUUUUGGAAGGUGGAGAUCUCCACCUUACCCAUUCAAAGUAACAAGGUGCCACUCAGCAUCAAAACAGCACCUUGUAUUUUCAUUGAAAAUGAAGCCAUUACCCUCAAUCAUGAAGUGAUGAUGGAAUUUCUUUCAGAGCUUGAACAUGACUCCUCGUCCUGGUGUCCGAAACGAGUGCGAGAAAUAAUGAACUCGAAAGCAUGCAGAGGAGCUGUCAUGUUUGGAGACCCACUUUCGAAUGAAGAAUGUAGCCUUCUAAUUCACAAGCUCUCCCAAUGCACUUUACCUUUCCAAUGUGCUCAUGGUCGUCCAAGUAAGUAG